CAUUUAAGACUUGAUUUAAAAAUCAUUUGAAAAUUGGUUUUAAUUUUUGUGAAGAAAAAUGAGUGAAAGUAAUGGCAAUGAAGACAAACCACAGAUCAAAAGAUAUCGUCGACAAGAGGAAGAAGAAGUGGCCGAAGAGUCGGACGACGAUUACGUGCCGUAUAUUCCGGUCAAACAGAGACGGAAAGGGUUGACACAAACUCACGCCUCAAGAGUUAAAGACUUGGUCUCAACGGAUGACGAAAAG
Messenger RNA from Medioppia subpectinata, 247 nucleotides. NCBI's taxonomy places the organism in Eukaryota, Metazoa, Arthropoda, Arachnida, Sarcoptiformes, Oppiidae. The record is from the annotation of a GenBank genome assembly.